Fonticula alba is the source of this 605-nucleotide messenger RNA. Its product is annotated as small nuclear ribonucleoprotein E. The transcript has 5 exons. The record is from RefSeq and is a predicted model, not a curated record. Bases 116 to 439 code for a protein of 107 amino acids. Gene Ontology annotation, molecular function: RNA binding. Gene Ontology annotation, biological process: spliceosomal snRNP assembly; mRNA splicing, via spliceosome. Lineage: Eukaryota; Rotosphaerida; Fonticulaceae. Gene Ontology annotation, cellular component: precatalytic spliceosome; U2 snRNP; U1 snRNP.
GCUCGCCCCAUCCGCGCCCUCCCCCCUUCCCCCUUUCUACCCCCUCCCUCCUGCUUGUGUAUCUCCCCGACGACGCUAGACCGUCUUCGCACGCACCCACGCACCCACCGUCACCAUGUCGCACGUUAAGAAGACCAUGAUCCAGCCCAUCCACCUCACCUUCCGGUUCCUCCAGCAUAACACUCGGCUGCAAAUUUGGCUGCAUGAGCGCAGCGACCAGCGUAUCGAGGGUAUCCUGGUUGGCUUCGAUGAGUUCAUGAACCUCAUCCUGGACGAAGCCGUUGAGAUUCGCAUCCCUCGCGGUGAGAAUGGCGGCCCCGAGUCCUCUACCCCUCUCGGUCGCAUCCUCCUGAAGGGCGAGAAUGUCUCCAUGAUUGGGCCGGCCCCCUCUGAGCUUGUCAACCAGCAGCCUCCUCCCGAUGCGCCGAUGGUCAACUAAAUCCCAUUGGCCCUCCUCCUCCGAGGGAAAGCAAUAUGCUCCUCUCGCGCCGGACUGCGCGCCCAGUCGCGCUCGCGCCCCCUCCUUCCCGAAUGUCCUUGCUCAUGGCCAGAGACGGACGCAGUCUGCCUCAGGCGUCAUACAAAUACAGAAAAUCACGCAUAUA